Empidonax traillii (willow flycatcher) is the source of this 1101-nucleotide messenger RNA. Its product is annotated as zinc finger protein 250-like. The record is from RefSeq and is a predicted model, not a curated record. NCBI's taxonomy places the organism in Eukaryota, Metazoa, Chordata, Aves, Passeriformes, Tyrannidae. The annotation marks the transcript as partial. The transcript is spliced from 2 exons.
AGGGAGAAGCCCUUCAGGUGCUUGGAAUGUGGGAAGAGCUUCGGCCGGAGCUCCACCCUCCUCAGCCACCAGCACAUCCACACUGGGGAACGACCCUACACGUGUAGGGAAUGUGGGAAGAGCUUCAGGCAGAGCUCCACCCUGAUCGCCCACCAGCGCAUCCACACUGGGGCACGGCCCUACACGUGUGGGGAAUGUGGGAAGGGCUUCAACCAGAACUCCCACCUGAUACAACACCAGCGCAUCCACACUGGGGAACGGCCCUACACAUGUAGGGAAUGUGGGAAGAGCUUCAGGGAGAGCUCCAAGCUCCGCAACCACCAGAACAUCCACACUGGGGAACGGCCCUACAUGUGUAGGGAAUGUGGGAAGAGCUUCAGGGACAGCUCCACCCUCCACACCCACCAGCGCAUCCACACUGGGGAACGGCCCUACACGUGCUUGCAAUGUGGGAAGAGGUUUCAGAUCAGCGCAACUCUCCUCAGGCAUGAGCGGAUUCACACAGAUGAGAGGCCCUUCCGCUGCACCGACUGCGGGAAGGGCUUCAAACACAACUCCACCCUCGUCACUCACCGGCGCAUCCACACUGGGGAGAGACCCUACAAGUGUGGGGAAUGUGGGAAGAGCUUCAGCUUCGGGGACAACUCCAACCUGAUCCAACACCAGCGCAUCCACACUGGGGAACGGCCCUACACAUGUAGGGAAUGUGGGAAGGGCUUCAACCAGAACUCCAACCUGAUCCAACACCAGUGCAUCCACACUGGGGAACAGCCCUACAUGUGUGGGGAAUGUGGGAAGAGCUUCACGUGCAGCUCCAAACUCCUCAGCCACCAGCUCAUCCACACUGGGGAACGGCCCUACAAGUGUGGGGAAUGUGGGAAGAGGUUUCAGACCAGCUCACAUCUCCUCCAGCAUGAGCAGACACACACAGAGGAGAGGCCCUUCCACUGCACCGACUGCGGGAAGGGCUUCAAACACAACUCCACCCUCGUCAAGCACCGGCGCAUCCACACUGGGGAGAGACCCUACAAGUGUGGGGAGUGUGGGAAGAGCUUCAGGGAAAGCUCCCACUUGACCCAACACCAACGGACCCACCAGUAA